GCAGCCGCGCCCCGCCUUGCGCGCUCCAGCUGGCUCAGCGGCGGCUGCGGGCGGGCGGGCGUACUUAGAGCUGGCGCACCGGCAGCAGGUGGGCGGGGUGCGGACUGGGUGGCGGCGGGGGGCGCAAGGCUGCCAGGCUGCGCUCAGGCCGAGCGUGGUUGGCCGUGCGUGCGCACCAUGGACUUCAACAUGAAGAAGCUGGCGUCGGACGCGGGCAUCUUCUUCACCAGGGCGGUGCAGUUUACAGAGGAGAAGUUCGGCCAGGCUGAGAAGACAGAACUCGAUGCCCACUUUGAAAACCUUCUGACCCGGGCAGACAGCACCAAGAACUGGACAGAGAAGAUUCUGAGGCAAACAGAGGUGCUGCUGCAGCCCAACCCUAGUGCUCGAGUGGAGGAGUUCCUGUAUGAGAAGUUGGACAGGAAGGUCCCUUCGCGGGUCACCAACGGGGAGCUGCUGGCUCAGUACAUGGCAGAGGCAGCCAGUGAGCUGGGGCCUACCACUCCCUAUGGGAAGACACUGAUCAAGGUGGCAGAAGCGGAAAAACGCCUGGGAGGUGCCGAGCGGGACUUUAUACAUACAGCCUCUAUCAACUUCCUCACGCCCCUGCGCAACUUCCUGGAAGGAGACUGGAAGACAAUUUCGAAGGAGAGGCGGCUCCUCCAAAACCGGCGCCUAGACUUGGAUGCCUGCAAAGCACGGCUGAAGAAGGCCAAGGCGGCAGAAGCCAAAGCCACGACGGUGCCUGACUUUCAGGAGACUAGACCUCGUAAUUACAUUCUCUCGGCCAGCGCCUCCGCGCUUUGGAGCGAUGAAGUGGACAAGGCUGAGCAGGAGCUCCGAGUGGCCCAGACAGAGUUUGACCGGCAGGCAGAAGUGACACGCCUGCUGCUGGAGGGAAUCAGCAGCACGCAUGUGAACCACCUUCGCUGCCUCCAUGAGUUCAUCGAGUCUCAGACUACAUACUAUGCCCAAUGCUACCGCCACAUGCUGGACCUACAGAAACAGCUGGGCAGAUUCCCAGGCACCUUUGUGGGCACUACAGAGCCUGCCUCCCCACCCCUAAGCAGCACCUCGCCCACCACCACCGCAGCCACCAUGCCUGUGGUACCCUCAGUGGCUGGCCUGGCCCCUCCAGCGGAGGCUGCUCUCUGCCUGGAGGAGGUGGCCCCACCCGCCAGUGGCACCCGAAAGGCCCGUGUGCUCUACGACUAUGAGGCAGCUGACAGCAGUGAGCUGGCCUUGCUGGCUGAUGAGCUCAUAACCGUCUACAGCCUGCCCGGCAUGGACCCUGACUGGCUCAUUGGCGAGCGAGGCAACAAGAAGGGCAAGGUCCCUGUCACGUACUUGGAAUUGCUCAGCUAACUCAAGCCAAGUAUGGUGACUGCAGCCUUCACCUCUCUAAACUCACUUUUUAACUGAUAUUUUUACUUCUGCCUGUCUGCUUGCUCUCUAGCCAAU
Chrysochloris asiatica (Cape golden mole) is the source of this 1461-nucleotide messenger RNA. It is a transcript of the gene SH3GLB2, whose product is annotated as SH3-domain GRB2-like endophilin B2. NCBI's taxonomy places the organism in Eukaryota, Metazoa, Chordata, Mammalia, Afrosoricida, Chrysochloridae. Gene Ontology annotation, cellular component: cytoplasm; membrane. Gene Ontology annotation, molecular function: protein binding. The coding region runs from base 178 to 1365 and encodes 395 amino acids. The record is from RefSeq and is a predicted model, not a curated record. The transcript is spliced from 12 exons. Gene Ontology annotation, biological process: membrane organization.